Molecule: messenger RNA, 462 nt
Organism: Penicillium bovifimosum
Lineage: Eukaryota; Fungi; Ascomycota; Eurotiomycetes; Eurotiales; Aspergillaceae
Exons: 1
Coding region: 1-462 (153 amino acids)
Source: RefSeq, a predicted model, not a curated record
AUGGAGCUCUCGGGGAAAGAACGUUUUCUCUUCGUGCACGCUGGUGACGCCAGCUUUACUUCACGUCCCAACAAAUCGCUCGACUCCGAGAUUCGUCGUCAUGUCAUGGUCAAGAUUGGCAAAUCACGGAGAAAGCGGCCGAAGAAGCUACCAUUCGUCAUUAGAGAAUGGCAGUCAACCGAGGCUCUGGUGACACAGCCGAGAGCUCAUAAUGGCGGAUAUUCGACAAACGAGGACAAUAUCCCCAUGCCAGCUCUAUCGAAUGAUCUUGUCUUGCCGAACACCGUUGCAUUAGAGCCUACUACACAGUACGCCGUGGUGUCACCCGUGCCGUCUAUCCUACAUGCGCUGUCCACCUUUGAAAAAGAAUGGGGAGAGGAUUCUUAUUCGGCAUAUGGGUUCACUCUGAUGAUGAUGGCGGGAAAGAAUGCGUCGAGUCCAGGUAAAUUACUUACAGCUUAG